GCUACGAGCGUUUUUCUUCCUUGUGGUUUCCGUCUCCUUUUAAUGUUUUUAUGGGCUCACCCCACAUCUUGUUCCUGCUAGUCUAUGGGGUUUAUCUGCAAGUCAUCGUCCUAGUUCACAGGCUCUUAUUGGUCUCUCGGCUUUCUUUCGCCCUGCGGUUUUUGUUGAACCGUUCGGUGGCUUUCUCUCUCUUUUUUAUCUUUGCCCUGCUGAUGAUCCAUGGAGUUCGUUCACCACCCGCCGUGUAAGAAGCAGAGGUGCGAGCUAGGUGCUGACCCGCGCGACGAGACCGAGACCGGCAUGGAGGACCUGCCGAGGGAGAUCGUCCUCGACAUCCUGUCGCGGCUGCCUGUCACGUCGAUCGUGCGGUUCCGGCUCGUCUGCCGGUCCUGGCGGGCUCUGGGCCGAGACCCGCUUCUUCCCGACGCGCAGCUCGCCCGCACGGCGGCGAGAGAUCCGGUCCUGGUGCUCCACAGCGACUUCCCUCUCCGGAACCUGCUCAGCUUUGUGGAGUUGUCUGCUCGGGACCAGGAUUGCGAGCACAACAGAUCCAAGAAGACCCCUGUCGGGAAAUUCAAUCCCCCUUUCUUGAAUUCGAUGCCCGAAUUCGACGUGGUCGGUUCCUGCAACGGCUUGCUGUGCCUCGCCGAUCUGCUCUACACGGAGACGCUGUUCGUGUACAAUCCCUUCACGAGGGACUGCAGGGAGCUGCCGCGGUCGCGGCAGUACGCGGAUCAGACCGUUGUCUUCGGGUUCGGUUUCCACCCGGAAACCAGGGAGUACAAGGUGAUCAAGAUAGCGUACUACCCGAACCCAUCAAGGGCCGGGGCGGGGGCACGGCGAGCGCGGCGGGUCCCGCACAUGCAGUCGGAGGUCCAGGUCCUGACGCUCGGCGGGAGGAGGAGCCCGAGCCCAAGCCCGGCCUGGCGGAGCCUGGGGCGGGCGCCGUACCAGAUCGACAAGCGCCCGUCGGAGACGGUGGUCAACGGGAGGCUGCACUGGGUGGCGGGGCCGCGGAGGUACCGGACGGCGCGGCAGCUGGUGUCGUUCGACCUGGCGGACGAGCAGUUCCGGGAGGUGCCGAGGCCGGAGGGGGGCACCAUCGGGCGGUCCUACUACCAGCUGAUGGAGCUGAGGGGGUGCCUGUCGGCCAUAGUGUACUGCAACUACGGGAGGCUGGAGAUUUGGGUGAUGAAGAGGUACGACGCGAAGGAGUCGUGGGCGAGGGAGCACGUCAUCGGGUCGUACAUGCCCAAGGCACUGAAGCAGAAUCCGACCAACUUCAUGCCGUUCAAGAUGUGGAAGAGCAAGAGCAGGAGGGUGUCUAGGGUGGUGUGCGGAUUGGACAGCGGGGAGAUAUUGUUGGAGUACAAGAGCAGGGCGUUGGCGGCUUACGAUCCCAAAAGGGGUAAGUUUAGGGACAUUUGGUUGCAGGGCAUGCCCAAUUGGUUCCGUGCAUUUGUUCAUGUGGGAAGCCUCAGCUGGAUAGAUUCCCACUCAGAAACAUGACCAUUUCUUCAAACCCAAAAAAAAAAAAAAAAAGUAAGGAAAGAAAGAGAAACAGGAAGAGGGAGAAGAAGAAGAAGAAGAUGCUUCACUGUAUUGUAAGUUCAAGUUCAAGUUCACAUCUUUAAUUAUUUGAAAUUUAAUUAGGGUUUCAUGUUCUCUCUCUCUCUCUCUCUCUCAUUGUGAAUCUGCUUUUGUGAGUUCAGAAUUUCUCUUUUGUUUAAGGGUUGUGAUUGGCAUCAACUCCAUUCAGAUCAUGUGCUCACACCAGGUUGGGAUUUGGUUUUUUUUUCUUUUCAAAUGGGUGGGAGCUCUUUUCCAAUCUGUAUGGGGUGUGACUCAAAGUCCGGUUGGAUAAAAAUCUAAACUUUUGGGCUGGCCUUUGGCGCCCCACCAGGA
This is a messenger RNA of Rhodamnia argentea, 1905 nucleotides long. RefSeq names its product F-box protein At3g07870. The transcript has a single exon. The record is from RefSeq and is a predicted model, not a curated record. Lineage: Eukaryota; Viridiplantae; Streptophyta; Magnoliopsida; Myrtales; Myrtaceae. The coding region runs from base 220 to 1509 and encodes 429 amino acids. Gene Ontology annotation, molecular function: protein binding.